Molecule: messenger RNA, 1619 nt
Organism: Cydia amplana
Lineage: Eukaryota; Metazoa; Arthropoda; Insecta; Lepidoptera; Tortricidae
Product: cytochrome P450 6B5-like
Exons: 2
Coding region: 21-1580 (519 amino acids)
Molecular function (GO): iron ion binding; oxidoreductase activity, acting on paired donors, with incorporation or reduction of molecular oxygen; heme binding
Source: RefSeq, a predicted model, not a curated record
ACAUCAGUCAAUCUUUAGACAUGUUUGUUACGACACUCGUAGUUCUUGGGUCCGCUUUGGGUCUUCUCUAUCUAUACUUGAAGAGAAAAAAUGAAUACUGGAAGUCCAGGGGCCUCGUUACUCCUAAGCCUUUGCCGCUUCUCGGUAACUAUGGGGACUUCAUCCUGCUUAAGAAAAACCUUUUUGACACUGUCACUGACAUUUGCAAACAGUUCCCUAAGGAGCCUAUCGUCGGUGUGUACUACGGUACGGAGACGGUCGUCAUCAUCAAGGAUCCAGAGCUCUUAAAGCUUGUCAUCACCAAGGACUUCUACUACUUCAGCAGCCGAGAUCUCUCGGCACAUACAGAAAGGGAAAUAAUGACCAAAAAUGUGUUCCAAGAAUAUGGGGAUACCUGGCGCGUCAUGCGGCAAAACCUCACCCCGGUCUUCACAUCAGCUAAGAUGAAGAAGAUGUUCUACUUAAUUCAUGAACGCACGCAAGACUUCGAGAAAUUCUUGGAUAGAGAAAUCGCCGCUAAACCAACACACGAAGUCAGGGGCUUCGUGGCGAAAUAUACCAUGGAUUGCAUCGGAUCAUGUGUCUUUGGCCUUGAAACUAAAGUCAUGCAAGAGAAGAGCGACAAUCCUUUCGUGGCCAUCAGCGAGAAAAUUUUCGACUUUCACGCCUCCAGGGUUUUUAAAAAUAUCGUGAGAACUAUCUGGCCGAACAUUUUCUAUGGAUUAGGCAUGAAAGCCUUCGAUCAGGACGUUGGUGACUUCUUCACCAAGCUUAUCGGAGGUGUCUUCUCUGAUCGUAACCAUACUCCAAGUUCAAGGCACGACUUCAUCGAUUUCCUGCUCGGGUUCAAGAAAAAUAACUGCAUUACGGGGGAUGGUAUAAAAUCUCUGAAAAGCGGAAGCGAUGCCAAAGAAAAAGUGAGUUUGCCAGUGGAUGAUGAAAGUCUAGUGGCGCAAACUUUCAUAUUUUUCGCGGCUGGAUUUGAGACGUCAGCAGCGACUAUGAGCUUCGCUUUGUUUGAGAUGUCCAAAAACCCUGAAGUUCUGAAGCGUGCAUUAGACGAAGUGGACGAGUAUUUGGUGAAGACCGGAGGACAGGUCACGUAUGAAUGUGUCAACGAUUUACCUUACUUGGAAGCUUGCGUGGACGAAGCUCUUCGCAUAUACCCGGUACUAGGAGUCCUGACUCGCGAGGUGGUGGAGGACUAUCACAUGCCCUCAGGUCUGCUGCUGAAGAAGGGCACGCGCGUGCACAUACCGGUGCAGUACCUGCAGAUGCACCCGGACUACUUCCCGGAGCCUGAGCAGUUCCGACCCGAGCGGUUCUUGGGAGCCAACAAGGACGAUAUCAAGCCUUACACGUACUACCCGUUCGGAGAUGGACCUAGGAUUUGCAUAGGCAUGCGUUUCGGGAAGAUGCAGAUGCUGGCAGGCCUGGUCACGUUGCUCCGCCACUACACCGUGGAGCUGCCCUCGCACGUGCCCCGGAAGGUCGAGUUCGAUCCUUUGGCCUUCACGCUGCAGUCCAAACAUAAGAUCGAACUGAACUUCUUGCCGAGAACCAAGGUUUCUAGUCAAUAAUCAUUAAUCAACUCUUUCAAAUGGAAUGCAUUUGUUUGA